Myotis myotis is the source of this 1319-nucleotide messenger RNA. It is a transcript of the gene ELOC, whose product is annotated as elongin C. NCBI's taxonomy places the organism in Eukaryota, Metazoa, Chordata, Mammalia, Chiroptera, Vespertilionidae. Gene Ontology annotation, cellular component: elongin complex. Bases 209 to 547 code for a protein of 112 amino acids. The record is from RefSeq and is a predicted model, not a curated record. The transcript has 5 exons. Gene Ontology annotation, biological process: ubiquitin-dependent protein catabolic process. Gene Ontology annotation, molecular function: protein-macromolecule adaptor activity.
GUGGGGGCUGUGGAGGUGCGCGGGACCCGGCGCGGUGGCUGUGGUGGCUGUGGGACUGACGACCAGUGUUCUAACGGGUGAUUUCUGCUUUACUCCAUCAUUACCUGGAACAAGUCAUUUAUCCUCUCUAUACAGCAGGGAUGUUACUGUUUUUUAAGGAAACUACUAAACUUCCUGUGCAAGCGAAGUAGAAUUUCAUAAGAACAUAAUGGAUGGAGAAGAGAAAACCUAUGGUGGCUGUGAAGGCCCUGAUGCCAUGUAUGUCAAAUUGAUAUCUUCAGAUGGUCAUGAAUUUAUUGUAAAAAGAGAACAUGCAUUAACAUCAGGAACAAUAAAAGCCAUGUUGAGUGGCCCAGGUCAAUUUGCUGAGAAUGAAACUAAUGAAGUCAAUUUUAGAGAGAUCCCUUCACACGUGCUAUCAAAAGUGUGCAUGUAUUUUACUUACAAGGUUCGCUACACUAACAGCUCCACGGAAAUUCCUGAAUUCCCAAUUGCACCUGAAAUUGCACUGGAACUGCUGAUGGCUGCGAACUUCCUAGAUUGUUAAAUAAAAUAAAUUAUAAUAAACUGUUAACUUUUUUCAGUAUUUAAUACCUGUAGUUCAGUUAGUAAUUUUUUCAUAUAUAGCAUGUUGCCUGUGUGCGAUUGAACUUUAAAGUUCAUUGCAAAGCAGACUAUCGUCUCUUCUUUUGCAUAGCACAGUUGAAAUUUGUUUGCUACAUCAACAGAUUAAGGACAUUUUCACAAAUUGAGAAAUAAACAAAUAUGUCAGUUGCUAAGUAGUUUUGCCUUACCCUUUGGAUGUGAUUUUUAAAAUUAGAGCGGUGGCAAUAUAGUAAAUGCUGAAAUUUAGUCAUAAAUGAACAUACUCUACAGGUAAAUAUUGGGCUAUGUAUUUUUAUGUUUUUAGUGUUUUGUUUUUCACCUAUUCUGAUCUUAUAGCCAUCAUUACCAUUAGAAUUAUGCAAAUAAUUGCAUUAUAAACAUGUUUAUAACUUAGCCAAAUGUUGAUUUUUUUUAUAAUUGUCAAAGACGUGAGUUGAAAUUUCUUAUGUGUCUUUUGAUAAACUGCAGUAUUGUUUAAGUGUAUCUUGUCUUUUUGUUCAUUGCUACAAUUUAAAAACUUUAUUUAAAAGCAGCUUGGCAGAUUACUUGGUAUGGCUGUUGGAACAGUGACCUUUUGAACUGUAGCCACAUGGUCAAUAAGUAAAGUACAUGACCUUGAUUUCAUGUGUACUGUGCAUUUUGGCCAAUCCAAAGUACUGUAUUUUCAUUGACUAUAAAGCUUCCUUUGCAAUAUUCAUUCUUCUUACAUAGUC